Molecule: messenger RNA, 3077 nt
Organism: Thrips palmi
Lineage: Eukaryota; Metazoa; Arthropoda; Insecta; Thysanoptera; Thripidae
Gene: vex
Product: somatomedin-B and thrombospondin type-1 domain-containing protein
Exons: 7
Coding region: 294-1235 (313 amino acids)
Source: RefSeq, a predicted model, not a curated record
GUCGGUCCGUCGCUGGCGUCCCGAGCGGUUGUGCUUUGGCCGUGCGUGCUUGGCCCCGUCGUGUUUUGCGGUUCGCGACGUGUACGCAGUUCGAGCCCCCUGCCGGCGUGUCGAAGUGGUGCGGACCCGAGUCCCGGGACGAGCGGCGUAGCAGCGUAGCGAGUGCAAGCUUCGAGUUUCGAGUUUAGGGGUUCCAACUCGCAGCGGCCGGGCCCCGUGUCUGUGGUUCGUGACCGGACUUGGACUUCCGAGCAUCCCUUCCUCGCCGGACUCUGCCUUCACCUGCUGACACGAUGCUGCUGGUGGCGCUGCUGCUGCUGACGGCGCAGCGCUGGGGCGCGCUGGCGGGCAGCUGCCGGGAGUCGAAGCUGUGCUGCCCGGGCAGGGACUCGUCGUGCGUGGUGCAGAAGGCCCCCAUCAACGCCAUCAUCGAGGACCUCAGCGACAAGCCCUGCUACUGCGACCACGCCUGCCUCAAGCUGGGCGACUGCUGCGGCGACUUCAAGGACGCCUGCGGAGUGGUGGACUGCCGCAUGUCGGCAUGGGGCCCCUGGUCGGACUGCGACGCGGAGUGCGGCGCGGGCCGCAUGACUCGGUCCCGGACCGUGGAGAGGCCCCCCAUCAACGGCGGCAAGCACUGCUCCGCCCUGGUGCAGAAGCGCGCCUGCAUGGGGCAGCGCUGCCCGCGCGACCAGCGCCAGGCCGCGCUCAGAGAGACGGCGCUGCUGCUGCCCGCCGCCCUGGGCUGGAGCCGCGAGGCGAACGCCACGCACGACAUCCGCCGCAACCUGCGCCUGCGCUACCCCAAGGACCCCGCCGACGACAACGAGUACUGCGUGCCGUUUGAGGUGAUCAAGGCGUCCAAGGCCUGCAGGAAGGAGAAGGGAUUCACCGCCCUCAGAGAAGGUUCCCGCGUGUGCGUCCGCUGCGAGUCGCAGGCCAUCCGGAAGUCGCUGGGCUACCGCUGCCAGGGCCACGGCGUCGUGGACCGCGCCACCCGCUGGUCCGCGCUGGCCGCCACUCACUGCCACGGCAAGUGGGUGCGCCUGGAGAGCGACCAGCCCGAGCCCGACGCGGACGAUGAAAUGCUCGGGGACUCUCCGGACGAGAACCAGGUGGUCGACGAGGACGACGCCGGCGGCUCCAAAACGCACCGCCACAAGGAGCAGAAGGACAAGGCCGUGUCACUCGAGUGCCCGUCGUGCAAGAAGGGGGCCUUGUUCAUCUUCGUGUGAUCACGCAGCAAGUGUUCUUCUUCUUUUUAUUCUGUGUCAAAAACGAAGAGACAAUGCACACGUAUAGAGUCACUUGCGAAAUGCAAAGAACCGUGUCUGACAGUCCGUGCGACUGCGGGUCGCCGCUCUUUUGCAUUCCGAAAUGUGAAACGUGGUGAAUUAUUUUUAAAUUCGUUUGUUCAUGAACUUGUAGCGGCGGGUUGAAAGCGUUGUGUUUACCAGUGACGGCUUCUUGGUGCGUGAAAUAGAGCUAGACGUCGUUCACCUUCUCCGACCCGUGUCCGGUUUCGAAGCCCGUUUUUGUUCCAGAUAUUUUCUGUGUGCGUCUUCAUUUCGUUCUCCCCUCUCAAGCUUGAACUCGGCUUUUGAGAUAAAUGUUUUAACUCGUAGUAAACUUUAAAAUAAAGUCAAGUGGGAACAAUAACACAGCUAAAUAGGGCGGAUGUGCUCUACGUUGAGAAAAAAAAAACAUAUAUAUGUACUUUUAAGAAAACUGUUAAGUUUAUGCACAUUAGGCCUAUGUAAAGUUGUACCUUGUCCUUUGUAAAUAUUUUGCUGUCAGGCUCUUCAGAAUCUCAGAAAGUGUGGAGCUUUUCUACAAGUCGACGAACAAAGCUCCCAGAUGCUUUUUCCUUUUAUGAAUUUGUUACGAUAAGUAAGUGGAGUGAAUGAGUAAGUAGGGUGGUGACAUCUGCUGGCUUCAAUGGGGCUUUGCGCGAAUUUGCCAUAUAUUUAUUUUUAAUUAUGGAUGACAGCUGGGUUUGUCAUCCCAAGAUGCAUUCGGUGGAUACUGUCACUGUCGAAAGAUAAAAUACAGUAUCGCUGCAGUUCCGUACAUUAGAGAAGGAAUGAUUCAGGGCACUCUGAAAACCUUACAAACUAUUAAAGCCUGAUAUAACAAAGCAUUUUGAUCAUAUGUAAGCUUACAAAGGAAAUACCUUGUGAUACACGAAUUAUUUCUUCAUAUUACCAACUAAAUAGUUUGUACCUUACUUAUGCUCAAAAUACUUCAAAAGGUUUUAAGUGUGCGCCUGAGAUGACAAAUGUCAUUCUCUUUUCACUGAUAGUACCACACUUUGGGUUGAUUGACUGAGGAAUCGAUCGCAGAAAACCGAUCAAUAAUCUCAGUUUCACAACUAGGUGGAAAGGAGUUUGUAUUUUAAGUGAAGACACUGUUGAAAGAACCUAGUUCUUCCCUGAAAAGUAGCAGACUUUCCCAGUAUUUUUCUUGACUUUGUUUUUGGCUGGUGCUACUCCUUCACUAGAGUCUUAUGCAAGAUUUUAUUAUUGAUGGUGCAUUAAAUUCAGAGGCAUUCGGUUGUCGAGCGAGUAACUACAUCUUUAGAAUUUAUGUAUUUUGGGUGGGCAAUGGGGUUGUUUUGGUGUGCCACCUUCUCGACUGAUAUAGCCAUGUAAUUAAAUUAAAAACAGCCACCAUAUCAGGCAGCAUUGUUCUGUAGUCUUGGACAACAUGAAAAAAAUUGUAGGUUUCUUUUGAACUUAAAACUAUUUGGUGUGAGUGUGCAACAUAUUUUCAUAUCAAGUGUCACAUAAAAGCAAUUGCGUUGUUUUCUCUAAAUUUCCGUAUGUGUUUUUUCGUGAGCUUGUAAUAGUAGUUAUAGUCUUCUCAUAGAGCUAUGCAAUAAUGAUUAUUUCUAGAGCAUAUUUUAUAUCAGUUGAUGUUACUCAUAGGUUUAAGGUGUAGUUAAAAUACCAAAAUCUUACUUUUGUAUUUAGUUAGUCUAUUCGUUUUAUUCGUUAGAACGUGGCGAAUAACUCGGCAAACUGUAUCUGGAUUUUUAAAUUCCUUUGGCGUGACGAAUAAAAUGUUAUUUUCUCGUA